Blepharisma stoltei is the source of this 2113-nucleotide messenger RNA. NCBI's taxonomy places the organism in Eukaryota, Ciliophora, Heterotrichea, Heterotrichida, Blepharismidae. The record is from the annotation of a GenBank genome assembly.
AUGAAUUUAUCAGGAGGCACUUGUACAUGCAAUACUGGCUACUUUGAUUCUGCGACUUCUACAUGCGUAACAAGCUGCGAUUCAACAUGUGAUACAUGCUCUGGAAGCCCAACUAACUGUCUUACAUGCAAAUUGGUAACCAAGAAUUUAUGUAAUAAAUAUAAAAUAACAAAUAUAAUAUUAAAAUCAUGAAUUAAAAAUGACUAUCCAAACUUGGUGAAAAUAAUCUGACGUAGAGUUAAAACAAAGUGAAAAAGCUUCAAAUACAGGAUUAAAUAUUAUAUACUUUUUUGAGAAUAAAUUAUGAAGGAUAGAAAUUGCUAUUUCUAUUUUUUUAUUUUGAGUAUUUAAAUUAUUUAGCGACCAAUUAUCUCACAAUCGCAAAGAUAUUCAGUCUUGAUCCUUCGUUUUGCUUCCAGUUUCUGGAUUUCCCAGUAAUAAUUUCAUUUUUUUCAGGUAAUUUAUCUCUUGUUUUUAAUUUGUUUCAAUCAUUAAUCAGCUGAUCAGCCAAAAUUUUUAUAGAAAUUUUCGUGAUUGAGAGCUACUACUAAGCCUUUCAACUGGAGGUAAGUAGCCAAGCACAGAUCCCACACCCCACCCAACCCCCGUUAUAUAAAUUAUAUAUAUUAAUUUAGAAGCACAUAUUUAUUGUAAUAUAAAAGAAUUUGUAGCCGUGAUUUUGAAUAUAGGUUUUAGCUUGGAUAAUUGGAUUUAUUUUAAAUCUUGCAGUGGAGAUAAAUGCAGCAAACAGCUUGUUUUUAAGAUCUCAAGAUGCCAUUACGUAUUUCUCCCAUGCUACUCUUCUUUAAUCAUUAACUAGUAAGUGCAAAUUAUUAUAUUAAAUUUAAAUUUAUAUUGCUAUUUAACAUUUUUAAAAUUAUUAUGUUUAACAUCGAAUUUUUAUAGUGUAAAAUUUUCUGUGCUGAAAAGUUAUUUUGCAUAAAAAUAAAAUAAUAAAAAAUACAACAUUACUUUAAAAUUUUAUCGAAAUUUUUGAAGUAAUAAAAGUUCCCCUUUUUCUGCACCAGUUUUAGAUUAUAUUCCCUAUCGAUCCGUUUGCGAAAAAAAAAAUUUGUUCGCUCAUGAAAGGUGAUUAAUUUUAUUUUGAGAUUUAAAAAAAUAACAAUCUUCAAAAUUAAGUUAAUUUGCAAAAUUAUGUUUUAAAAUGCAAGCUGUUUAAAAUAUAUGGUAUUAAUCUUUCAAAAAUUAGCCAUUUAUAAAUUUUACAGACUAAAUGGAUUCUUAUAUAAAAAUGAUUUAAUCUGCUAAAAUGUGAGUCUUUCUAAUGCCCAUCAUCAUCAGAAAUUUUGCUCUUCAUUUCUAUAUAAUUUUUAAAAAAAAUUAUAUUAGAAUUUAAUUUUUACAGUUUAAAAAUUCUUUGGGAAAUAAAAACUAAUUUAAUUUAUAGUAUUUAUACCUUAAGCUCUCAAGUCUAUGAAUUAACCUCUCUAUGAGAGGUCAAUAAAUUUUUUUCUCUCAUGUGAGGAAAUAAUAUUAAAAUGCUUGGUCUAAGUAAAGUAGUAUUAAUUUCAACUCAUUUAAUGAGGAGAAUUUUUGAUAUUAAUAAGGCUUUAAAAAAUUUAAAUUUUAUUAUCUUUAAAAAUAUUUAUUUAUUAAUUUGAGUUAAAGAGAAAAUAAAAAAUAGAAUUAUACCAAAAUAUUUUUGUCCUGAAAGCUUUAAAAUACUUUAAAGCAUUAUGCUAAUUUUAAGUUUGUGCUUAAAUUGUAAUUUAAACAAAAUAUUUAUUUUAGGCUUUGUGCAUUAUGUAAUAAGGAAGAAGGAAAAAUAGGCCUCUAUCGAAUUAACUACUAAUUAUUAGAAUAGGUUAAUUAAAAUAACCGAGCAUGCAAAUCCCACGCAACAGUAUCAAAUAACGUUUGCUCAUGCGACUCAGGAUAUUAUGGAACUGCUGAUAAUUGCCAAGUUUGCGAUUCAACUUGUGUUACUUGCUCAGGAUCAGCCACUACUUGCUUAACUUGUAAAUCUCACGCAACAGCAGUAAGCAACGUUUGCUCAUGUGAUUCAGGAUAUUAUGGAACUGCUGAUAAUUGCCAAGUUUGCGAUUCAACUUGCGCUACUUGCUCAGGAUCAGCCUACUUGUUUAACUUGUAA